Molecule: messenger RNA, 2390 nt
Organism: Schizophyllum commune H4-8
Lineage: Eukaryota; Fungi; Basidiomycota; Agaricomycetes; Agaricales; Schizophyllaceae
Product: FAD/NAD(P)-binding domain-containing protein
Exons: 11
Coding region: 316-2004 (562 amino acids)
Molecular function (GO): oxidoreductase activity
Source: RefSeq, a predicted model, not a curated record
GAUGCCAACUCAGCGCGCCCUAGCAAAGAGCUUCGGACUCAAUAGAAAGCGAGAUCUACUGCGUUUUGGGCAAGCGAUCGAUAUAUCCCGAGAGUAACAUGAUACAAAUCCUCCCGAUGCACACAACGGAACGCCUAUGAAAGCCUCAAGGGUCCUUUGUAUCGGCCAACUUUAGCAGGAACACGCAGCUCUAGCAGAAACAUCUCAUGUUAACCCCAUUCCCAUGACAAUCAGAUGAUCCCGACAGUUUCGGAGUCGAGGGACGGAGAGUACAAAAGGGCAGGGCGCCACUGAGUGUUGCAACUGUUUUCCGUGAUGGAAGACGCGCGCAACGAGCCCGUCUGCAUUGUGGGCAGCGGCGCGGCGGGCUUGAUCACUGCGCACACUCUGAUUAAGGACGGCUUCAAGAACGUGCAGAUAAUUUCGCGCGAUGCGGGCCCCGGAGGCGUGUGGGCGCAGGAGCGUGUCUACGACGGGCUUUUCAUCAAUAACGUCAAUGGCGAAUACUGCUUCUCCUGCCUUGAGAUGACCCCGGCCGACCCUCGCAAUCCGAAUCUUUCGGGCUUCGAUAUGUGUGCCUAUAUGACGCGCUUCGCGGAGAAGUUUCUCCAGGGGAAGAUCGUGUACGAUACGGAAGUGCGUCGAAUUCGGCGUGGCGAGGGCGGGCACGGCUGGGAGCUCGAUGUCAGUAGCAAGGCUGCAGGUGAAGAUAGGGUCAUCAAAUGUGCUCGUUUGGUCCUGUGCUCAGGGGGCUGUCACGAGCCAUCCAUCCCGCCGAACCUCACGAUGACGCGCGCCAAGGAGUCUGGCUUCCAAGGACGCGUCUUGCAUACGUCCGCCUUCCGCAAAACCCUCGACGGGAUAGGCCCCGAAGGCGCGGCCGCCCUCGGCCGCAUCGUCGUAGUCGGCGGCGGUAAAUCUGCGCAGGACGUCUGUGCCUACUUCGCGCGGCGGUCCAUCCCGGUGACCAUGGUCUUCGAGAAGGCGGACGCGUUCAUAUCCACGUCGAAGCCGCUGCCCGAGUUCAUCCGUAAGAGCCGCUUCCUGGGCAUGCUAUCGCCCCACAUUCAUCUGCGGACCGCGCUAGAACGAUUCCUCCACACCACCUGGCUCGGCAGCAAGCUCGUGCACCUCAUCUGGAGCGCCAUCGCGCAAAGCUCCUACGCCGCCCAAGGUUACCCCGCCGACUCCCCCAUCCGCAACGCGACGUCUAUCUUCUGGAGCGUUCGCACUAACGACGACGGGCCGCGGCGCGAUGACCAUUUCCACGCGCUGGUGAACGCCGGGAAGAUAGAGCUGAGGGCGCCGAAUCGCGCGAUAGGGUAUUACGAGGGUGGCGUCGUGCUGGCGGAUGGGGCCAAGGUCGCGGCGGAUACUGUCAUCUUGGGGACUGGGUAUACGUCGUCGUGGAAGGGCUUGUUUGAUGAUGAGACUGCAGAAGACCUAGGCAUCAACCGCCAUCCGCCCAAUCCUGACAUCAACUUUGACCAUGAAUGGGACGAGUACCGCUCGCUCGACAAACCACCAGGAAAACACGCCCCGUCGGAGCUGCCAGCCUCGUCCAUCUACCGCGGCCUAGUCCCUGCCAAGAACCUUUUCAAAAGGGACUUUGCAAUCAAUGGCGCCGUGUUCAACGCCAACAACGGGUACUGCUUCGAGGUCUUCGCGCACUGGAUCUCGUCGUAUUUCCUAGGAGAUCCCUUGCGACUCCCAUCGACGACAGAAGAGGCCAUGAUGCACGCUGAGCGGCAGUCUGCGUGGCUACGGAAACGCUACCCGGACGAACUGUUGUGGGUCAACGAGUCGUACAGCAGCAAUGUGACGUUUUGGGCGUGGCCGCAGCACGUUGACGACCUUCUCGAGGAUAUGGGGGUCCCGAUAUUCAGGAGCGGGGGGAACUGGCUGACAUGGCCAAUCAAGGUCAUCGACAUCAAGGAGAUCGCAACGUUGUUUGAGGAACGGCGAGCCUUGCGGGAAGCACGGCAGGCAAGGGGCGAGCGGUAGUCUUCGCACGGCUUAGCUGACAGGUCGAAAAGUACAUACACUGGUAGUACAACAACGCGAGGCUCUACGAGUCCUUCACGCCACUGGUCUCGCGCCAGCGGACGAAUUUUUGAAUCACUUCAGGUGUGAUCUGACGUUUCGUCUUCAUGGCCGCCUGGACAAAUGCUUCGUGCGGGACAUAUUCUGCGUUCAGGUCCCUCUUCAUUGUCAGCAGCGCCGCCUCCUGGCAAAGGGAUGCAAUUUCCGCGCCAGAGCAACCGUCGGUCUGGCGUGCGAUCUCUCCAACGUUGAGGUCAGGAGCGGUCUGCAUGCCUGCCGUCUUGAUUCUGAGGACAGCCUGGCGGCCCUCUUGAUCGGGCGGACCAAUGUAGAGAAGGCGAUCAAGG